AUGUCGCUCACACGAGUGGCGUCCGUCGAUGGCUUCGAGCGUGAGAGAAGAGGCUCCAAUGUCUCUUCGCACCGAAGGAUGAGUUUCAACCCUGUCAGUGAUUGGAUGCCGCCCAAAGACAGGAAACCCAGCGUGGUUACGAUUGCUUUGCAGUUCGAAGAAGUCUCGAAACGAAAACGUAUAGUCCAGGUUGUUGUUGCUAUAAUAUACUGUCUCUUCGCCGCCGGAAUAGUCUUUGGCUACGCAGCCAUCAAGCCAGUCUUGAUCGACGAAGGCGUCUUCAAGGACUUGUGCACUCCAGAAGAGGUGGAGAACCACGUUUCGCCAUGUUACAAGCAGGAGAUUCGGUUGAACUUGAUGUUCACCGUGGCAGCGGUCUCGACCAACGUCGCAGCCCUCCCCAUCGGCACCAUCCUUGACAAGUACGGUCCCAAAGCCUGCGGCCUCAUAGGCAGCGUGUUUCUCACCACCGGUGCACUGCUUUUUUCCUUCGCCUCCGAAGUGCAGGGCGACCUCUUUACACCGGGCUACUUCUUUCUCGCCCUGGGCGGCCCUUUCGUCUUCAUCUCUUCCUUUCAACUCUCAAACACCUUCCCCCAAAACUCGGGUCUCAUCCUGGCACUCCUGACGGGUGCGUUCGACUCCUCUUCGGCUCUCUUCCUCAUCUUCCGCCUCAUCUACGAAGCGACUGGGGGCAAAUUGAACACACAUCGUCUCUUCCUCCUCUACCUCGUCGUUCCAAUCUUCAUCUUUAUCGUGCAGAUCUUCAUCAUGCCAAAGGAGUCUUACAAGACUGUGAGUGAAGUGGUCAAGGACGCCGAAGAGGAAAUCAACGCCCCGACACCGCCUGAAGCGUCUGAAGAAGAACGCCGCACUCUUCAAGAGCGAAGAGAAAGUACCAUCCAGGAGAUAUCCUUGCUCUUGGACAAGUCGACCAACACAAAGCGCCAGAAGCGAGAAGAGAACAAGAAUGCGAAAUCCGGCGUAUGGGGUGCCAUGCAUGGCUAUUCGGCACUUCAACAGAUCAAAUCACCCUGGUUCUGGCUCAUUACGGCUUUUACCGUCGUGCAAAUGACCCGCAUCAAUUACUUUGUGGCCACGAUCCGGCCGCAAGAACGCUAUCUUCUAGGUUCUCCCGAGAGAGCGAAAAUGGUGAACGACUUUUUCGACGUGGCACUUCCCCUGGGAGGUGUGUUGAGUAUCCCUUUUAUUGGCAUAUUGUUGGACAACACCUCGACGCCCUUCGCCUUGGGCUUCCUUGUGGUUGUGGCCACCAUCAUUGGCAUAUUGGGUUGUCUUCCUUACAUGUGGGCCGCCAUCGCCAACGUCUGCCUCUUUGUGGUAUAUCGGCCCUUUUACUAUACCACCGUCUCGGACUAUGCCGCGAAAGUCUUCGGGUUUCAGACGUUUGGCAAAGUCUACGGCCUCAUCAUUUGCCUUGCGGGACUUUUCAACUUCUUGCAGAGUCCUCUGGACGCAGUCACACACAUGGUAUUCAACAAUAACCCCAUCCCUGUGAAUGUGAUCCUCAUGAGCGUGGCGGUUAUUGUGGGUGGUGCGCUGGUGACGUUCACGGCGAUCAGAGCGAGGACAAUGAAGAGAGAAUUCUUGGAGGAUGAGGCGGAAGAGGCAACAGAAUCGCUGAUACCCAAUGCCGUGGCUAACGGGAACGGCUACGGGACAUAA
Messenger RNA from Fonsecaea erecta, 1686 nucleotides. RefSeq lists its product as hypothetical. The record is from RefSeq and is a predicted model, not a curated record. Bases 1 to 1686 code for a protein of 561 amino acids. The transcript is spliced from 2 exons. Lineage: Eukaryota; Fungi; Ascomycota; Eurotiomycetes; Chaetothyriales; Herpotrichiellaceae. Gene Ontology annotation, cellular component: fungal-type vacuole membrane. Gene Ontology annotation, biological process: transmembrane transport. Gene Ontology annotation, molecular function: transmembrane transporter activity.